CGCCGACGUUGCGUUUGUAUGAACAGACUAUUCUGCGAUGAUUUGGCUGAUGAAGUUUUCUAUAUUUCCUUGCGUCUCAAUUUUGGGUCUGCAUUCACGUGCUGCAGAAGGUUCAAUCUGUAAGAGUUUAGGUCUUAAUGUGUUUCUGGUGUACAUGACCUUAGAUUCAGUUGCUUUUUGAGGGUCAUAGAUGCUGUCAGUUUUGGUGAGAAGAGGCGAGUUAUCUGAAUUGUUUGCUGACAUAGCUGAAGAAGGCAAGCUGGUCUUUGGACCUGUCUUAUAAUGGCUUCUGCGAAGGAGGCCGGACAAGACGAACUAGCUGCAUCUCUCAAUGAUCUUUUUACUAGUGUCUCUACCAUGAUCAAAGGCGAGCUACAGGGAACAAAUAAUAUACUCGAGCUUUUGGAGAACAUGAAUCUAAGGGUAGCAGAAGAAUACAAAGGAUUUGGUGAUGUGGCUUCAGGAUUAAGAGUUUUCGUGGAGCAACUGAAGUUGAAAAGCAGUACCUUUGAUGACUAUGUUCAACAGCUUGAUGCCAUAGAGCAGCAAGUUACAGAGUUCGAAGCUGUAGUUUCUAUGCUUGAUAAAUAUGUUUCUCUGUUAGAAUCAAAAGUGCAAUCUGUUUACCAGAUUCCACCUGCAUAAUCUCAGCUAUGGUCAUUUGCUCGUGUGAAUAGGUUUCAUUUGCUCUAUAUAGACAUUACUUUUUUGCACAAUUUGCUCUCUAAAGAUCUCCUGUACAAUAUAGUAUCAGAGGAGGCGCUCUUGAUUCCACAGAUGAAAGGGAAGAAGCAGGAAAAAUAUCGGCUUGAUGCAUGUACUGCAGGUGGGGAACAUUGACAGAACUAACAUGCGAAUUGUUAAUUGAAAGGAUUAAAAGAAGUUAGUAGUUUCAUGAGCAUUUGUAUGUUUUAGGGGCUAAACCAUUAGGUGCAAUAUUGAGAUAAAUGUUAUAUGUA
This is a messenger RNA of Sesamum indicum (sesame), 959 nucleotides long. RefSeq names its product biogenesis of lysosome organelles complex 1 subunit-like protein (gene BLOS2). The record is from RefSeq and is a predicted model, not a curated record. NCBI's taxonomy places the organism in Eukaryota, Viridiplantae, Streptophyta, Magnoliopsida, Lamiales, Pedaliaceae.